UUUAACUCCUGGCUAAAACCCUGAUUCAGAGAUAGCUUCAAAUUGUUGAAUGUAAGAGCGUUUUUUAUAGCUGAUACCCCAAUGCACGCCUUAUUGAGUCUAAACGUGCGAAAAUUUCUCGCAUUUCUCUUUACCUUUUAAGUGGAGUAACAAUGUUCGAGGCAAUAUAUCCACAGUUUCUAGUCACUAUUGGUAUCCACUAAUAUCCAUGGGGUUACUGCUUCGUUAACUGUUUUAAAUUCGAUCUAAAUGUGCUCAGGAACUAUCUGGACCCAGUCUAAGCCUUUAAUUAAUCGUACACAAAAAUUCUUCUGUACUUCGAUCUGUAACUAUUGCGAUGCAUUUUAAAAUGGGUUGAUUUUUCAGUAUUAGUCAAUAUAGCUGAAGGUCGGUUUGUUUUGAACGUGUAUCAUGCAUUAAUCAUCUAUCUACUGCCGGUUCACCCUUUAACAAGCUGGUGUUUUCAGACGAUAUUGGGCAGACUCUUAAAACGUAUAGCUACUAUCUAGGAUCGCACACGAAGUAGUACUUCUGGUAUUGAAAAUCACUUGUAUACUGUGUAUACCUUGAUCAUUUGGACUAUAUGUUGGUGAAACAAUCGCAUCCUGAGGCCUGUCUGUUAGCCUGCAAGCUUCGCAGACUAGAUGCCAAACCGGCCACUCGUAGACAAAGGGCAUUAACCAGUUGCUCCAUCCAGUUAUGUGUCUGUGUGCCUAGCACGUCCGUGAUUCGAGGCGAUCGUCGUUGCAAGGUGUGUCUAUUUUGCUUAACCACCGCGUCAUUCGAUCAUACCAGUAGGUCAAUCAGUUGGUGUUUGUCAUGGUCCUCUUCCUCUUUUUCCUCGAUCACCGCCGCUGCCGCCUACCUAGCCUACAUUUUAGUCUAGCACAAGCUAAUACGGGAACGUCGGUGAUCUGAGUUAACACAUGCCCUUAUUGCCGUAGUCAACGUAGUGACAGUGCAGUAGGCCUACCGUAAAUUUAUGGGUUUGCUGUCUCGCUAUCGGCUACCGUUGAACAAACACGAUUACCAUUUGAACCAGCUGAAUAUCGUUUUCUUUCUCGUGUUGGUCUCUUCUGAACGUAAUCGGGGAAAAAUGGAAGUAAGUAAGUUUCGUUAAUACGUGCCAAUGCACACAUAUUCUUAGUUAAUUAAUUAACUAACGUGUUACAUUGUGAUUUAGCCGUUCGUUUCAUUGGCUUUGUCUGUAAAUGGUUGCGGACGUUUGCAAUAUCGUUCGAGGCCCAGUCUAAAUGGUCAUCUAGCUCUGCGAUGUAUAUACGCUUAUUCAAGUGAAGCUCAUUUAGUAUAAUCCGGUGAUCACUUCAAAUCUAUUGUAGCUCAUCAUAUAACCGGCUAUAUAUACAGCAGGUCUCCAAAUCGUGCUUUCGAAGAAAACAAACUCAGUUCGAAUAUGCUUAAGCAGAUAGUACCUAAGCAAUAACAAACAGUAUAUACAUUGUAAUUUAAUCAAUCGGUAUAGUAACUGCUCAACUUACUGCCAGACUCUGCUUCGCUCUUGGUUUUCGGGAGGACAUUAGUAAAGAAGGCAGAUUUUACUUCUGGUAGCAUUUCCGCUCUAUGUAUAUACAAACGGGCUACAAAACCUUUCUUCAUGAGAACUUUUUAAGCAAAUGGAUCUUGCUGAAUGCCCUGCCCGUUCCCUAGUCCUGAUGGGAACUGAUCUCUUGUGAUAAGAUUUGUCGUAGAGCACCGGGGACACUGGAAAAUUUGGAAGUUUGCUUUUCAGUGGAUAGCAUAUCGCCAUCAGCGGCGUAUGCACCAAAAUGGUAGUAAUUUUAAACUUCUUUAAAUAAGAAAAAAAUGUAUGUAUGUAUGUAUGUGCUUUAUGUAGAUUAUUCUUCGGUUUAAAUAUCAAUUUCGUUUAAAUAAAAACGGAAGUUGUAAUGGUUCGCAUUGUGGAUUUAUUUUUUUCGCUGCAACAGGAAAUCAACGCAUUUCCGUCAUAUCAACAACAACCUUUUAAACUUAAUUUUAAAAGGCUCGGCCCGAAUUUUUCGGGAACACUCUCUCCUGCAUACACCGAGGUUUCAUCAGUAGCGUCAUCGUCACCCAAAAGCGGACGACGGAGCCGCACCCCCUCGCAAAAGAGAGUUUGUCAUCCACAGAACAGAUAUACAUCGACUCAGGAUCUGCAGGAAAACACGGACCCCCUCUCAAAUCAACCAAGGAGUGAUUCUCGAGGCGCUUCGUGCCACACGAAGGACGAUACUGGGAGCGGGAUCGGGGCCGGCGGCGGCGGUGGCCAUUGGGCCGCCGCUGCCGAUCCGCUUUGCCGUAGUGAAUCGACGCGCAACGAAACAAGCGGUGGCGGUGAUCCGUACACCUCGUCGUAUGGAGGGUCUUGCGGCAGCCUCCGAAACGAACGUGGAGCUGUGCCCGUAUCGGCACCUUGCACAUCACAGUACAGCAUAAUGGCUACUGAAACAGAUUUGCGCAGUAGUAAUCAGCAGCAUAUCGCUAGCGAUCAAAUGACGCCGCAGCCGAUAACGCCGUUACAACCACAGAGUUUGACACGGAGCUCGUUGCGCGACUCAAAGCGUCUUCAAGCACUCGAACAAAACCCGCCUACCCAUGGGGUUAUUAAUUCAGCGUUCGAGACAACCGACAUUCCUGCUUCGAACCCCUCUCUGGGAAGUUUGCAAGAUCGACACUACCUGCCACUUACACAGCCCGUAGCCACUUCGUUGAGCGUACCUGAUCUAAAAAAUGUGACGUAUGAUGGCGAAAUGUUAGCGGAGGCCGCGCUUCGAGUAGAAGCCCUGACUGCCUCUGAAUUAGGUAUAACUGCAGCAGAUAGCCGCGAGUUGACCAGGAUUACGCAAUUUGUACGAGAUGAACAAUUCGCCCACUGUUUGCGCAUCGCUACUCUGGUCAGGAAUAUUUGGUGCUCGCAGAAACCGCCCCCGAUUCCACUAAGGUGCGAUGCGCAGGAGUUAAGCGGUGAAGUAGCGCUGUUGGUGCAAAACCUACCAGGUCUACUUGUUUCCGAAGCGAACGAACUCCUGGCUAUUUUAGGCCGUUUCGAGCUGGACGGGCUGCUGCAAAGCCACGAUGAAAUUGCCACCCUCUGUGGCGUUUUUGAGCCCGUUUUACCCGUUCUUGAUGCGAGUCCACAUAAUGUUGUGACAACACAUCUCCCAUCUCAGCCGUUACCACAACAGCAACUGCCGCAGCAUCUCUCGAUGUCAAGAGAUGAGUACCUUGCAUUAUCGGAAGACCAAGUGUUCUACCAGCCGUUGGCGGGGCAGGCCGCUCGUAUAGGCAAUGUCGGGCCGAUGUCUAUUGAUCCCACCGUUAUAGACACACUGACGCUGGUAGCCCCGCUAGAUCAACUCCCCGAAGACAUACUCGAUCGUGUACAGACAGUGAGCAUUGACAAGACCACUGAACCUCUAGGCGCAACCGUUCGUAACGAAGCUGACAGCGUAAUCAUAGGCCGGAUCGUCAAAGGUGGUGCAGCUGAGAAGAGUGGAGUUCUACACGAAGGCGAUGAGAUCCUUUCGGUGAAUGGCAUCGCCAUGCGAGGACAGACAGUGAACACUGUAUGCGAUAUUCUAGCCAAUAUGACUGGUACGCUUCAAUUCCUCAUUAUUCCAAGUCGACAAUACGCUGAUGAUUCGACUAAGGCGGUUCAAGCGCCUGUCAUCCAUUUGAAAGCGCACUUUGACUAUGAUCCGGAAGAGGACAUGUAUAUCCCGUGUCGCGAGUUGGGUAUCUGCUUCCAGAAAGGCGAUAUACUACAUGUCAUCAAUCGGCAGGAUUCAAAUUGGUGGCAGGCGUACCGGGACGGGGACGAUGAACAAAGUCUUGCCGGACUUAUCCCGUCCAAAAGCUUCCAGCAACAGCGCGAAGCUCUCAAGCAGACCAUUGUUGAAAAUGAAAAAAGCAUUUCAACGCCGGCUCCCAAGAAAACUCGCUUGCUAUGCGCAACAAGUGCCAAAAACAAAAACGUCAAGAAUAAAAAGAAAUCAAAGGACAAAUCUCCGAGGUUACAGCAACCUAUUCAAUCCCCUGAAAAGGAGGAGGUCGACCCAGAGAUGGUAACAUAUGAAGAGGUUGCGCUUUACUAUCCGAAAGCCAAUAAGAAGCGGCCAAUCGUCCUGAUCGGUCCUUCGAACGUCGGUAGGCACGAAUUACGUCAAAGGCUCAUGGAAGACACAGAUCGUUUUGCUGCGGCUGUUCCACACACAAGUAGGCCAAAGAAGGACAAUGAGGCCAACGGAGUGGAUUACAAUUUCACUAGUAGAUCUCAGUUUGAAGCAGACAUUGCUGCAGGUCGCUUUGUGGAGCACGGUGAAUAUGAAAAGCAUUUGUAUGGCACUAGUCUACAGGCGAUAUCAAGCGUUGUUAAUGCAGGAAAGAUCUGCGUGCUCAACCUACAUCCAGAGUCGCUUAAGAUCCUGAAGAAGUCAGACUUGAAGCCUUAUGUAGUAUUUGUAGCCCCACCUUCUUUGGAAAAGUUGCGCCAAAAUCGCGCAAAGGUGGGCGCCAGCGUCAAGAUCGAAGAGCUGAAGGAGAUCGUUGAACGCGCGCGCGAAAUUGAAGACCGGUAUGGAAACUAUUUUGAUAUGGUAUUGAUCAACAGCGACACCGAAAAGGCGUACCAAGAACUCCUUAAGGACAUUGCUACACUCGAAAGGGAGCCCCAGUGGGUUCCAGCGGUGUGGCUUGCCAAUGAGUCAUAGCUCAGUACCCUGAAACUAUAAC
Varroa destructor (honeybee mite) is the source of this 4731-nucleotide messenger RNA. It is a transcript of the gene sdt, whose product is annotated as MAGUK p55 family member stardust. Gene Ontology annotation, molecular function: protein binding. The record is from RefSeq and is a predicted model, not a curated record. NCBI's taxonomy places the organism in Eukaryota, Metazoa, Arthropoda, Arachnida, Mesostigmata, Varroidae.